CAUCCAGCGGAGUCAGCCGGCAUCCAGGAGCAGCUCCGGAGCAUCCUCAUCUGUCGGCAUCGUGUGUGCACUUUCUAUGGCAGCUGCUGCCUGCAGUCUGCACUCUCGGAUUUCACUCUGCCUCAGCCAGCCGUCUGGAAUUGUUGUGGUUGCACUUAUUGGGAUGGUAUCUCUGGGGACCCCGUCAUGCUAAGUCCUUGUCCAUUCUUUUGUAUUUGGGAAUCUAAAGCACUGUUCCUAUAGACAUGGUGGUUGUAGAGCCUCACAGACCUUGCUGGACACUUUGCGAUUGCCUCUGCUCAUUGCUGUUGCCAUCUCUUAUACUCAUCAUAGCCCGGCCAGGGAAACUUGCAGCUUAUCCUACCUCCUUAAGUGACUGCCAAACCCCUACAGGCUGGAACUGUUCUGGUUUCGAUGACAGAGAAAAUGAUCUUUUUCUUUGUGACACCAAUACCUGCAAAUUUGAUGGAGAGUGUUUAAAAAUUGGAGAUACUGUGACAUGCGAUUGUCAGUUCAAGUGCCCCCAUGAUUACAUCCCUGUUUGUGGCUCUAAUGGUGUCACAUACCGAAAUGAAUGCUAUUUAAGAGGUGCUGCCUGCAAACAGCAAAGUGAAAUACUUGUGGUAUCAGAAGGAUCAUGUGUUACAGAAGGAGGAUCUGGGUCUGGUGAUGGAGCGAACGAAGGAUCUGGUGAAACCAGUCAAAAAGAGACAUCUACGUGUGAUAUAUGCCAAUUUGGGGCAGAAUGUGAUGAAGACGCAGAGGAUGUCUGGUGUGUGUGCAACAUUGACUGCUCUCACAUCAGCUUCAAUCCAGUUUGUGCUUCCGAUGGGAAAUCUUACGAUAAUCCAUGUCAAAUCAAAGAGGCAUCAUGCCAGAAACAGGAGAAAAUUGAAGUCAAGUAUUUGGGUCGAUGUCAAGAAAAUAUAACAGCAACUACAAAAUCAGAAGACAGUCACUACGCAAGAACAGAUUAUACAGAGAAUGCAAACAAAUUAGAAGAAUCUGCCAAUAGUAGUCCCUGUUCUGAACAUUAUGAUAAUUACUGUGUACAUGGCAAAUGUGAGCAUCCUGAUAACACACUGAAGCCAUCUUGCAGAUGUGAUGCAGGCUACAGCGGAUCACAAUGUGAAAAGAAAGACUUCAAUGUGUUGUAUGUUGUUCCUGGUCCAGUUCGAUUCCAGUAUGUCUUAAUAGCGGCUGUGAUUGGAACCAUUCAGAUUGCUAUCAUCUGCAUUGUCGUCCUCUGUAUAACAAGAAAAUGUCCAAGAAGCAACAGGAUACACAGACAGAAGCAAAACACCGGACAUUACAGUUCAGAUAAUACAACAAGAGCAUCAACACGGUUAAUUUAAAGCACGCAUGUUUCCACAAUGGCAAAGUUGUGAAAAGAGACCUUGGACUAGAUUAUUAUUAGUCAGAAUAAAGAGACGAGAUCUACACAUGUUGCCUUGCAUUUGUGGUAAUCUACACCAAUGAAAACAUGUACUACAGCUAUAUUUGAAUAUGUAUGGAUAUAUUUGAGAUAGUAUACAUUGUCUUGAUGUUUUCUGUAAUGUAAAUAAACUAUUUAUAUCACAAAA
Spea bombifrons (plains spadefoot toad) is the source of this 1583-nucleotide messenger RNA. It is a transcript of the gene TMEFF2, whose product is annotated as transmembrane protein with EGF like and two follistatin like domains 2. The record is from RefSeq and is a predicted model, not a curated record. NCBI's taxonomy places the organism in Eukaryota, Metazoa, Chordata, Amphibia, Anura, Pelobatidae. Gene Ontology annotation, molecular function: protein binding. The transcript is spliced from 10 exons. The coding region runs from base 246 to 1355 and encodes 369 amino acids.